AUGCUGAGCAGCACGGAAAGUUUUUUGGUGCAAAAUUCUACAUUCACUACUUUUAAACUAAAUGGUUUCCGUGAUUUAGGAGAAUGGAGGCCUAUACUUUCCAUUCCCUACUUUCUUAUGUUUUUAUUGUCUACCACCUCAAACUCUGUUCUCAUAUAUUUAAUUGCAUCUCAGAGAAAUCUGCAUACUCCUAUGUGUAUAUUAAUUGGUCUGAUGGCUGUUGUGGAUCUGUGCCUGCCAAUAUUUUUUGUACCAAAUAUGUUGCUCAACUUCUUAUUUGAUCAGAAAUGGAUUUCUCUUGCUGGCUGUUUAAUACAGAUGUUUUGUAUUCAUUUCGUUGGUGCAUUUCAGUCUACUUUACUGGUAUGGAUGGCUCUGGAUCGGUUCUUUGCUAUAUGCAGGCCUCUUUAUUACCACAAAUAUAUGGAAAUCCCAAACUUCCUGAAGUUCAUUAUUGUGCCACUAUUUAGAAAUGGACUCCUAAAUAUCACAAUGGUCUUUUUGGCUGGAAAACGCACUUUCUGUGUGGAUGAAAUGGAUCAUUGCUUUUGUGAACACAUGGCACUUGUUCAGCUGGCAUGUGGAGACAUUUCAGUUAACAACUUGAUUGGUCUGUUAACUGCUUUUCUUAUACCAACUGCAGAUUUUGUAUUUAUAACUGUAUCUUAUAUAAUACUAUUUGUUUCCAUCAUGAAAUCUGGAAAGUCUCACUUAAAGGCUAUUAACACUUGUGUUACUCAUAUAAUUGUUAUGACAGUAAGUUUGACCUUUGCCCUAAUUGCUUUUAUGUCGUAUAGAAUUCGAAACAACUUCUCUCCCAGCAGCCGUGUCUUUAUAAGUACAAUGUACCUGCUUUUUCCAAGCUGUUUUAAUCCGAUUAUUUAUGGAGUGAGAACAAAAGAAAUAAGAGAACAGUUACUUAAAUUUAUAAAUCACGUGAAAUGUUAUGUCAGUAACUAA
Messenger RNA from Astyanax mexicanus (Mexican tetra), 960 nucleotides. RefSeq names its product olfactory receptor 52K2-like. Bases 1 to 960 code for a protein of 319 amino acids. The record is from RefSeq and is a predicted model, not a curated record. Lineage: Eukaryota; Metazoa; Chordata; Actinopteri; Characiformes; Acestrorhamphidae. The transcript has a single exon. Gene Ontology annotation, cellular component: membrane. Gene Ontology annotation, biological process: G protein-coupled receptor signaling pathway. Gene Ontology annotation, molecular function: G protein-coupled receptor activity; olfactory receptor activity.